Nannochloropsis gaditana CCMP526 is the source of this 733-nucleotide messenger RNA. RefSeq names its product putative-like protein. The record is from RefSeq and is a predicted model, not a curated record. Bases 26 to 631 code for a protein of 201 amino acids. The transcript has 3 exons.
CAGGUCGCUGUAUUUAAUUUUGCCCAUGUCCCCGGCGUCGUCAGCUACGGCGCCACCAGUAAAGCCACCGCUGCCGCCUGAGAUCGAGGACUUACACGCCUCAGCGGUGGCGCAGGGCCAGGAGACCUACACGGACCCCGCCACUGGCUACAUGGUCAUGACUGCGCUCUAUCACAGGCGACGCGGCCACUGUUGCGGUAACGUUUGUCGGCAUUGCCCGUACGACUCAGUCAAUGUGGGGAAAAAGAAGGUAGACUGGGUGAUGAGCGACGGCAGCAAAUAUACAGCCAAGAAGGCCGCCGCCUUAAGGAGGGCUGCGAAAGACCACGGGGCCAGCCCGUCGGCCGGAGAGGGCGAUGACCACGGAGGCCACGGCGGGGGGCAGGAAAAUAGCGGCUCCGACCAUAAUUCAACAGUCCAAGUCCUCACCACGGAACUUGUUAAGGGCAGUGCAACUGCGAAGAUGGGUCAAGACGAUGCCGAAGGCAUGGCAAAUGUUGCGAAUCCGCGCGAGACAGGGGUCUUCGCCGUCAGACCAGCUGUUGUUACAUCCGCUCUACCAGGCCGUUCAUCGCUCCAAGUCGAUGGUCAGGAUCUUUUGGGAGCUUCGUGCUUGCAUACAUCACGUUGAGCGACCAAAUAAAUAAAUGCCAUAAUUGAAGUCAUGGCGGUCAGGGGCUGACAAUUGGAAAGACUGAUGAAUCAAAGAACGGCUCGGAUCGGGGUUAGACAA